AUGUACUCCUUGUUUCGUUCGACCGGCGGGGAUUGCUGGGAGAGGAGAGACAACUGGGACACAGCCGCUGAGCUAGAAACAUGGUUUCGCGUCGAAGCCAACAACGAGGGCCGCGUCGAAAAGCUCUGCCUCAACAACAACAACCUCCGAGGUCUCAUCCCACCGGAUCUAGGAAACCUCGCGGCACUCAGGCUCCUCUACCUUGGAGGAAACCAGCUUAACGGUUCCAUCCCUAAGGAACUGGGAGCCCUGUCGGAGCUCGAGGAUCUGUCCUUGUGCAACAACCAACUCGAAGGCCCAAUCCCAAAGGAGCUGGGCAACCUGAACGCUAUGGCGCAUCUGAAUCCCAGCUACAACAUCCUCAGUGGGUCUAUACCGCCGGAGCUUGGGAAGCUGGGCGUUCUACGAGAACUCUGGAUGUCUCACAAUCACCUGAGCGGGUCCAUCCCCGAGGCGCUGGGACUUCUGAGCAAUCUGGGGGCUAUUCUCCUCUCAAGCAACCAGCUUACUGGUGGGCCGAUUCCCAGCCAAUUGCUCCGGUUGCUUGACACCCUCACCGGUGCUCAAGGAGGGAUUUCCCGUAGGGCUAUCAUCAAUCUCGAUGAUAGUCCAUGGACUGAGCCGCCAGAGUCCAUCGCGGCCGAAGGUCCACAGAUGAUCAGAGACUGUUUUGAAGACCUGUAUGCUGAACCUUGCCGAGUCCAGCGCAGCAGCGUCAAGGUUAUUCUUGUUGGGCAAGAAGGCGCAGGGAAAACGAGUAUGAAGGCUAACGAAGCAACUCCCACCGGUGAGUGGAAGGAGGAGAGCACUGUUUUUGCGGACGUGGAAGGCAUGGAGCUACAAGGUUCAUUUGUUCGGGUAUACGAUUGCGCCGGACAGCUGCAGAUGUACCUGACGCCACGGGCUGUGUGCGUGCUAGUAUGCAACGCGGAAUCUUUCGGACAGCAGCGAGGUCGCGAAACCGGUGGUCACGUUACGGGCGACUGCCGCAACAUGGAAGAACUGCGAGUCUGCCCUUGGCUGCGAUCGAUCUCUCGACGCGUUCCCGACAACGACGUCAUCCUCGUCGCCACCAAGUGUGAUUUGGCAGGCGAGAACACCAGGGACAUUGGCAGAAGAAUUGGGCAUGCGUGUCGAACGUGGCUUUCGAGCUGGGUUCGCGAUGGUAUGUAUCCCGUUCGGUUGGAGCGCGGAGUUUGCCUCGCGAGCUGCCGCCCGAUAAGAUUGAAUGAGCAUGGUGAAAGAAGCGCUGGGAACGAAGUGUUGCAGGGGGGAUGGGCAUGCGACUGGCGAGACAUGGAAGCCGAUAGCCCCUCGCCCAGUUUGAUCCACCGGCUCGUCAACAAGCCCGACCGGGGUGGUCUUCGAGGAGCUCGGAUGGUACUUCCUCGCAGCUGGGAUAUCGCCCUUUCUGUUCUGGAAGCCCUCGAGCUUGGACGAGAUCCCGUGGAGAUCGUAGUGCAGAAGCUAGCUGACAGAGAAGGCGUGACGGAGACGGCAAGAGGUAAAGCAGUCGUGUAUCAAGGGAUUACUGUUGAGGACCUCAACACCAAAUGGCAUGAUACAGCUGACGAGCUUGCGAGGAGAGGGAUCACGGUCACAAAUGCCGAGAACGCCUUGAAGGGAGCUCUUUCAAUGAGAAUACUAAAACCCUUGCUCAACCACAAGGACGAGGAGACCUUCGACGGCUUUGUCAACCUUGGGGACACAGGUGACGCGCGUAUCACCCUCGGGGAUCCAUCGGACAUCGCUUCGUGGGCCAGGUUCAAGAACGAGCGCGUGCUUGAGCCCAGGCUAGCACGUACGAUGUGGCCUAAUGGUCUGUCCGAGUACGUUUUCCCUACUCUUGCAUCCUUGGGUCUGACGCUCCCUCUCGAAAGCGAUCCUGUUGGGGGGCUGGUAGUCCUGCUAAGGCUGAAGAAAUCUCGCCCCGAGCGUGUGAGGAAAGUGAUGCACACAUUUUGCUUGGACCACACUCCGGCAUUAAGCGCCACUCAGAUAUACGGCGAAAUCGGCACUCCAGCUCCGUGGGUGGCGCUAUCGUAUGUCACAUCUGCUGCGAGGUUGAUGCUGCUGGAUUUUUCAGGGCUGCGCUCGAGAGGCUAUCUGAAGUGUCCUCAGCAUGGCGACGGGAUGCUGUUGACCAACAAGGCGACUCGUGCUGGAGGCAACCUGCUUGAAGGCAGUGGGUGCCCACAGUGCAGUCCCGACACCAAGGGGCUUGGGGCCGCGGCCAUCGAGCUGAUGCGCAUGAUAGACAUCCGACUGGACCUAGACGUGAUUGCCAUGGAAGUCAAGGAGAGGUUUGUCGAUCUCGUGGGUCGGUACUCCUUUCCAUCCCAAGUGGAAAGUAUCCUGCGCCUCAAGAACUUGCAGGCUCCGGCCUACAUGUACCCUCGCCUUGUGCGCGACAUGAUGCUACACUUCUUGUGCCCGGUGGACAUGACCAUAGUGCCGUGUGGCUAUGGUGGGGAAGGGUAUCGGUUGCGGAAGACACGUGACUGGGUCGAGAAACUAUCGCCCGUGCUUCAGGUGGCCAUGGUGACCGCAAAGGUGGCGCUCAAAGCGGCGUCAGGACUGGAAGUUGAUCUCUCGCAUUUCCUGAAGGACAUGCAAGAUGAGUUGGUCGAUGAGCUGGUCGACCGAAUUCUCGACGAGGACGCCCUCUUUCGUGUUUUAUCGGGUGAGGAGGACAUCGACGCCAACAUGCAAACGGAAACAAUGACCUCGUAUGAAGCGCUGAAGACAUUCAUGGACCAAGAACAACGUGAAAGGCGAAAGAACGCCAGGGAUGGUGAUGGCUACGUAGACUUCAGGAAAAAAAUGAAGCGCGUAUCCGACGGGAGCGGGGGGAUGGUAUGGGUUAGGAACGAAAAUGUUCAAAGGUGGUUGGACUCACAUCCGAACGCUGCACCAUUGUGCGAGAUGCGGGGUCAUUCGGGGUGCAGCAUCAUGCGCAACUAAUCACCAUAUUUAGGCGAAAGCUCAGGUACGGAAAUGUGUCAACGCACACAUUUUUGUAAGCAGUUGGCGUUUGUGAGUGUGGUACUGUAGUCUUGGUGCUGUAAACCAUUCCAAGUCGGGUACUCCCUGCUUCCAUCGAUUGUGGCGCCUGCACAGGUGUAGCGUCACGGUUAAGCGUGUCACGCGUAACCCUAACGCGUAGUGCUCUCUCAACCUGGUAGGUUUGGCCAUCGAUAUAUCAUUUGUUGUCAUACAGGCUAUCCACCAGA
Molecule: messenger RNA, 3233 nt
Organism: Ectocarpus siliculosus
Lineage: Eukaryota; Phaeophyceae; Ectocarpales; Ectocarpaceae
Source: the annotation of a GenBank genome assembly